AUGAACGAUGAACAAAACGAUGAUUCUAAGAAAUCGCCCUCAGAGGACCACGACGAGGAAAAGCAAAGUCGUUCCAAGACAGCCAAGGAAGAGGUUUCAGAGGCUACAAAUGAUGAAUCGAAUAAGGAUCUGGAUCAACAAAAAGACACUGAUUGGUUUUCACUUACGAGUUUAAACACCGAAUUAAGCACUGUAUUUGAACCCUAUCCCUUUGGAAGUGAUGGAGCCAUGACAUACGAAGAUUUUAGAGCCAAGUUGAAAGAAGUCCCACGUUCGAUAAUUGAUUAUAUGGGUUACGUUCCAAAUUCCGUGAUUCGACUCAUAAUAGGCAAAUGGGUAGAGGAAUACCAAGCAGCGGAGGAAAUGGAGAGGAGAGAAUCUGGGAGGAAGAAACUUACAAUAGAAGAAGAUGGCUCAAUUGGUAGCGGGGAAUUCGUAAUGACCUCAAAGAAGGAUGCUCAACGACUGAAAAAGAUACGAAUGGAAACAACUCAACAAAUUCUUACACAGAGUACUCGUCCUACAGCUAGCCUUUCACAAGUACCACCCGAAAAUGCUACGACCUACGAGCAAGAAGAGAUAACGAACGAGUCAGUUAACUUCGAACUCGAGGAGGACGGAGAAGAAACAACAAAACAGGAGAUCGCUGGAGAGGGACAGCCACAGAUCCUCUCUCGUUAUGAAAUGGACCAAAUAAUCGCCCAGAUAGGCGAAGCUAUCGGUGGCGAUGACAAAGAUAUUGGAAAGUUGAUAUCAGGUGUAUUGAGAGGGAAGGCAAGUGCUAUCAAUACGUUUGCCUCUAUAGUUCCAGACCAAGACAUUCGAGCCGAUUUUCUACACACAAUCCUCGAGCCUGGCUAUAUCAUAUUCUUGCUAAACUGUCACUUCCAGUCACUGCAAACUAUACUCGGUGCUAUAAACAUAAUAUUGCACAAUGAUCCUUCUAAUUCUAAUGAACGAGCAGCGUUAUCGGAGAGGUUUUUGGAGAUUCUUGGAGAAACACCUGAUAGUGAAGAUUCCAAGUUGAUGGCAUUUGUGCAAGCCUUAGAAAAGACCUGUGAUCUGGUUGUCAGAGAAUUGAGAAAAAGAGUUCUUAAGGGCUUUGAUAUGACUGAUCUAAAAGCCCAGUUCAAGGAAUGUCUAAAAAAAGAUGAUCAUCAAAUGAUUAGCUUCGCUAAUAAGGUGAACAUAUCACCUAUCCAGCUGAACGAUAUCAUUGCGAUGACCCUCACUUGUCAGUACGAGGCGCUGGAAGAAUAUCUCGAACAUCUACCUAAACUUGGAAAAUACGCGGUUGAGAAAUGGGAUGAAGAUUAUGAAAAGAAGAUUGGGCUAGGGGAGUCUAAAACAAAACUCGCUGAAAAAUCUCGCAUGAAUGGACAAGCAAGGGAAAAGUUGCAUUGGUCUUUAUCGGAAGCUAUUUCCGAAGUUCCUACAGAUUCUGGUAAUGCUUCAAGUUAUCACAACUACUUUUUAUAA
Messenger RNA from Rodentolepis nana, 1479 nucleotides. The record is from the annotation of a GenBank genome assembly. Lineage: Eukaryota; Metazoa; Platyhelminthes; Cestoda; Cyclophyllidea; Hymenolepididae.